This is a messenger RNA of Vigna radiata var. radiata (mung bean), 3192 nucleotides long. RefSeq names its product protein FAR1-RELATED SEQUENCE 3. Lineage: Eukaryota; Viridiplantae; Streptophyta; Magnoliopsida; Fabales; Fabaceae. Bases 329 to 2893 code for a protein of 854 amino acids. The record is from RefSeq and is a predicted model, not a curated record. The transcript is spliced from 7 exons. Gene Ontology annotation, molecular function: zinc ion binding. Gene Ontology annotation, biological process: regulation of DNA-templated transcription.
GUAUGGAGUGUGAAAGUACAAUGAGAUUUGGAAUUACAAAUGUUUGUUUCUUGUUUUUGGGACACUCCCACUCUUCCACGGUGUGACUCAAGCUCUUCUUCCUCUCCUCAAAAUCGCUAAUAUCCAACGACAAGGGUUUGUAGACGUAAAACGCUGCGUUUUCAUUUCACUCACAAUCUCUGGCUCAACCCAGUUCAUUCUUUAGGGUCCUCAGGUAGAGAUAAUGCCGGAAAUUUCCAUCAUUGCUUCUAAAGGAUUAGCACAAGUCAUGUUUUCCAGUCCUUUCAAGGAAAACCAAUGAAGCCUUUGUAUCAUUUGCAAAGCUAUCAUGAAUGUUGAGGCAGUAGAUGAAGGGGAAAACAGUGAUAGACCUGCUUCUGAAAAUGUUGAAACUGAAAAAGAUGAGGAACAAAAUAUGAAAGUAAACUUGGCUGAAAGAGAAGUAAAUAACCAAGAUGGUGAUGCUUAUAGGAAACCACUUGUGGGCAUGCUGUUUGAAUCUGAAGAUUUUGCAAAAUCAUUUUAUGAUUCAUAUGCAAGAGAUGUAGGAUUUAGCACACAUGUUGGUCAAUUCAGCCGUGCUAAGCCUGACGGUCCAAUUAUAACUUGGGACUUUUCUUGUUCCAGAGAGGUAUUUAAAAGGAAGAACAUAGUAAGUUGCAAUGCAAUGCUUAGGGUAGAGAGAAAAGAUGCAAACUGGAUAGUGACAAAAUUUGUUGAGGACCAUAACCAUUCCCUUGCUUCCUCUAGAAAGGUGCAGAACCGUCAACCCAGUAGACAUUCUGUAGGUGCUGCUAGGAAUGUUAUAACGACAUUUGAUGCCCGUAAUGAAUCUUGUGCUUCCUUGAAUGGAAAUCAUUCAGAGCCCAUUAGUUCUGUUAGGAACUCCUUUCUAGCAGAACAAUGUCAUCCAAUGAGAAGCAUCGGGUCACUUACCUAUGCAAGAUCUUCUCAAAAGAGGACCCUUGGAAGAGAUGCUCAAAAUCUUCUGAAUUAUUUUAAGAAGAUGCAGGGUGAAAACCCUGGCUUUUAUUAUGCAAUACAACUAGAUGAUGAAAACCGCAUGACCAAUGCAUUCUGGGCAGAUGCAAGGUCAAGAACAGCUUAUAAUUACUUUGGUGAUGCUGUAAUUUUUGACACAAUGUAUAGACCAAAUCAAUACCAAAUCCCAUUUGCUCCAUUUACAGGAUUCAAUCACCACGGCCAAAUGGUUUUAUUUGGUUGUUCAUUACUUCUAGACGAAUCGGAGUCUUCCUUUACAUGGCUAUUCAAGACGUGGCUAUCUGCUAUGAAUGAUCGACCACCUGUUUCCAUAACCACAGAUCAAGAUAGGGCCAUACAAGCAGCAGUUUCUCAUGUGUUCCCAGAAACUCGCCACUGUAUUUGUAAGUGGCACAUUUUAAGAGAAGGUCAAGAAAGAUUAGCUCAUAUUUACCUUGCUCAUCCUUCACUCUAUGGGGAUCUAUAUGGCUGUAUCAAUUUUUCCGAGACCAUUGAGGAUUUUGAAUCAACAUGGAAGUCUCUUCUGGAUAAAUAUGAUCUCCAGAAAAAUGACUGGCUUCAGGCAGUAUAUAAUGCUCGUAAACAAUGGGCCCCUGUUUACUUUCGUGAUACUUUCUUUGCUGCUAUUACUUCAAACCACGGGGUAAACUCCUUUUUUGAUGGCUAUGUAAAUCAACAGACAACCAUACCUUUAUUCUUUAGGCAGUAUGAAAUAUCACUUGAACAUUCAUUGGAAAAAGAAGUAGAAGCAGAUUAUGAGACUAUCUGUAACACGCCUGUACUGAGGACUCCAUCACCAAUGGAACAACAGGCAGCAAAUAUGUACACUAACAAGAUUUUUGCAAAGUUUCAGGAGGAACUGGUGGAAACUUUUGCAUAUACUGCAAGUAAUGUUGACAAUGAUGGUGUUAUCAGUAAAUACAGGGUUGCAAAAUAUGAACAUGAUCACAAGGCAUACAUGGUCACAUUAAAUAUGUCUGAAAUGAAGGCAAACUGCAGCUGUCAGAUGUUUGAAUACUCUGGCAUUCUUUGUCGACAUGUAUUGACUGUUUUCACUGUAACAAAUGUCCUUACCCUUCCAUCACACUACAUUUUAAAGCGAUGGACAAGGAAUGCAAAAUCUGGUUUUGGAACUGAUGAAAAAACAACAGGUCCACUUAACAUUGAAAAUCUCACUAUACGUUUUAAUAGUUUAUGUCAAGAAGCCAUUAAGCUUGCUCAAGAAGGGGCAAUUUCCAUUGAGACUUAUAAUGUAGCAAUGAAUGCUUUGAGAGAGGGUGCUAAAAGGGUAGGUAUUACGAAGAAAAAUAUUGCAAAAGUCAAACCUACAAAAACUCAGGGUAAUGGAUGCUGUCCGGAAGACAAUAGCAAGAAGAGCCCGUCAUCAAUUUCGGAUGUCAUCCCAUCACUGUGGCCUUGGCAAGAUUCAGUGUCAAAUCACUUGAAUCAUAGUGGCCUUGGGCUUCCUGUUACUGAUCUGAAUCAUCCUACUAUGGCUCCUGUUUCUAUUCACCAGGAUGGUGGCCCUCGAGACAACUCUGUUGUCCUCAUGUGUUUCAAGUCUAUGACUUGGAUCAUCGAAAAUAAGAAUUCAAGCCAAUCUAGUAAAAUUGCAGUCAUCAACAUGAAGCUGCAAGAUUAUGGUAAGAGCCCUUUAGGAGAGACAGAAGUGCAAUUCAGGGUGACAAGGGUAACUUUGGAGCCUAUGUUGAGAUCAAUGACUUACAUUAGUCAACAGUUAAAUGCACCAGUCAAUAGAGUUGCUGUCAUCAAUCUGAGGCUCCAGGAUACGAAGACAACUACUGGGCAAACUGAGGUGAAAUUCCAAGUUUCUAGAGAUACUCUCGGCUCCAUGCUGAGAUCUAUGGCCUACAUCCGGGAGCAGCUCUAGGAGUUGAUUACAACAAUGCCUCUUAGGUACAAAGUAAUUUGGUUUGUUAGAAAAUCACCAUCAUUAUUUGGGGGAAGUGAGGUGGUUAGAAAACCUAAUGUUGUACCAUGCUUCAACUUGAAGGAAGAAUUUCUGCAAGAUAAAAGUUUUUCUUGCAUUUGGUUCCUAUCUUAAGCUGGCAAAUAAUGGCAGUAAUAUUUAAUUACAGGUAAAUAUGUGUGUAUAUGACAAGAACAUUCAAGUGUGUUUGUAAGAUGAGAGGUUUUUGCUAUGGUAGAUAUAUGAAACCUUCAAAAUCA